UAACUUCACUCCGUUUCCCGUCAGAAUCGCCAACACUCCAAAAUCGCGACAUCAAGCCCACUACGCGUAUCUACGGCCGAGACCUUUUCCACGGCUACUUUACGGUGUGCACGUGUGAUUUAUUUCUUCUGAUUUAGUUUUGUGUUGCAAUAAACAUUAUAAUUUAACCUCAAAACUUCAAAAUGUCUAUCCGACCUGUGUAUCGCCCGAAGAUUGUCAAGAAGCGAACGAAAAAGUUCAUUCGCCAUCAAUCUGACCGAUAUGAUAAACUUAAGAGAAACUGGCGUAAACCAAAAGGUAUUGACAACAGAGUACGUCGUCGUUUCAAGGGCCAAUUUUUGAUGCCCAACAUUGGUUAUGGAUCCAACAGCAAGACCCGUCAUAUGUUACCUACUGGAUUCCACAAGGUUUUGGUACAUAAUACCAAGGAACUUGAAAUCCUAAUGAUGCAGAAUAGGACAUACUGCGCUGAAAUUGCACAUGGUGUUUCUUCGAAGAAACGUAAAGAGAUCACAGAGAGAGCCAAACAAUUGUCCAUCAGAGUCACAAACGGCAAUGCCAGACUCCGCUCACAAGAAAAUGAAUAAAUGAUUGUAUAACUUCAUAUAAUAAAACGC
This is a messenger RNA of Ctenocephalides felis (cat flea), 617 nucleotides long. RefSeq names its product 60S ribosomal protein L32. Gene Ontology annotation, biological process: translation. The transcript is spliced from 2 exons. Gene Ontology annotation, molecular function: structural constituent of ribosome. The record is from RefSeq and is a predicted model, not a curated record. The coding region runs from base 183 to 587 and encodes 134 amino acids. Gene Ontology annotation, cellular component: ribosome; cytosolic large ribosomal subunit. Lineage: Eukaryota; Metazoa; Arthropoda; Insecta; Siphonaptera; Pulicidae.